Messenger RNA from Umbelopsis ramanniana AG, 814 nucleotides. RefSeq lists its product as uncharacterized. The record is from RefSeq and is a predicted model, not a curated record. Gene Ontology annotation, biological process: mRNA export from nucleus; positive regulation of DNA-templated transcription, elongation. NCBI's taxonomy places the organism in Eukaryota, Fungi, Mucoromycota, Umbelopsidomycetes, Umbelopsidales, Umbelopsidaceae. Gene Ontology annotation, cellular component: THO complex part of transcription export complex. Bases 71 to 715 code for a protein of 214 amino acids. Gene Ontology annotation, molecular function: mRNA binding. The transcript is spliced from 4 exons.
GCUGUCAACACCGCCUUUCUGUCCAACGUUUGUCCAGCCCAAAAAAGGUUUCCUGUCCUAAUCGAUCGACAUGUCUAGCACAUUAGCGCAUACCGCAGCCAUAACGGAGGCUUGUAAUACGUUACGGUCAAUAGCAGCCGAGUUUCUUGAAAUCAAACAAAAGUCCGACAAUUCCACAAUAGAUUCGCUACAAGACACAAGAACUAACACACAAUUUGCACUAUUGAAAGAACUUCAUACAACAACUUACAAUCAUACGCGAGAAAUGAAGAACUUGACGGCAGAAGCGCGACAGAUCAUGGAUCUUCGACACUUGGGUUUGCAGAACAUCGCGUACGAAAAGCGUCAUUUGGAGGAAGAAAUCGUGAAGUGCCGGCAAUUUAGAUCUAUAUAUCAAGAUAUUGAAUUGAUUUCAGAAGAAGAGUUCCUCAACACAGCACCUCCGGAACUCACACAAGAUAGCAACGCGCAUGCACGUAUGAUCAACAGAUUAAAAUUUGAGCACCAGGAGCGAUUACGACUCAAGCAAGUUUUGGAGGAUCUCAAUCAGGAACGUCUGCAACUCAUCAAAGAACAUAGAUUGGAAGGCUCUCAAUUAGAAGAUCUGGAUUCGCAGCUCGACGAUAUUGUCAAGGCAUGCCAGCCAAUAGAGAAAAUGCUGAAUCCACCUCCUGCCCUGGAACCUACACCAAUGGACACAACCGAAGCUUCAUAAUGGUUCGACCCCAUACAAAUAGAUUGACCUGUAUGACCAUUCGGAAGAGUUUAUGUUCCAGACCUGGCAGCAUACCAUGUAAAAUAUACUAGUUUUGAA